AUGUGGUGUCUAAGAAGAAUCUUUAGGAUCGGUUGGAAGGACAAAAUUAAGAAUGUUGAUAUUCUUGAGAAGACUAACAUCAAGGAUAGGUGGCUGAAUCAAAUUGCAAGGAGGAAGAUGAAGUUUGAGGGACACGUUCUUAGGGGCCCGGCUGGGGAUUUGGAGUUGCUAGUGUUGGAAGGAUUGAAUGAUAAUAUUAAUAUCAAUAAUAAUAAUGGUAAUAAUAAUAAUAAUGAUAGUAAUAAUGAUAAUGGUAGUAGUAAUAAUAAUAAUAACAAUAAUAAUAAUGAUAAUGAUAGUGAUAAUAAUAAUGAUGAUGAUAAUGAUAAUAAUAAUAAUAAUAAUAAUAUUGAUAAUAAUAAUAAUAUUAGUAGUAAUAAUAAUAAUAAUAAUAAUAAUAAUAAUGGUAAAAAUAAUAAUAAUAAUGAUAAUAAUAAUAAUAAUAAUAAUAAUAAUAAUAAUAAUAAUAAUAAUAAUGAUAAUAAUAAUAAUAAUAAUGAUAAUAAUAAUAAUAAUAAUGAUAAUAAUAAUAAUAAUAAUAAUAAUAAUAAUAAUAAUAAUAAUAAUAAUAGAAAUAAUAAUAAUAAUGAUAAUAAUGAUAUAGAUAAUAAUAAUAAUAAUAAUAAUAAUAAUAAUAAUAAUAAUAAUAAUAAUAAUAAUAAUAAUUACAACAACAAUAACAACAACAACAACCAGAAUAAUAAUAAUAAUGAUAAUAACAAUGAUAAUAAUAAUAAUAAUAACAUCAUUAUUAUUAUUAUCAUUAAUGAUAAAUAUACUAAUAAUAAUUCUGAUAAUAAUAAUGAUAAUAAUAAUAAUAAUAAUAAUAAUAAUAAUAAUAAUAAUGAUAAUAAUAAUAAUAAUAAUAAUAAUAAUAAUAAUAAUAAUAAUAAUUCCCUGGCCUUGUCGGUCUCAGAAGCUAGAGCAAGAUUGGGUGGAACCGCCAAGGGCCAUUAUAAUUGGAUGAUCAUGGAUAUCCUCCUUUGA
This is a messenger RNA of Penaeus chinensis, 987 nucleotides long. RefSeq lists its product as uncharacterized. Bases 1 to 987 code for a protein of 328 amino acids. NCBI's taxonomy places the organism in Eukaryota, Metazoa, Arthropoda, Malacostraca, Decapoda, Penaeidae. The transcript is spliced from 6 exons. The record is from RefSeq and is a predicted model, not a curated record.